UCUCCGGUAUAUCAAGUGACAGCCGCAGCGACGAGGACGACAAUGCCUUUAAGCUUGGAGAAAUUCCUGGAAAGCGGCGAGCACGCCGACGUGGAGUUCGUCGUGAAAUCGGAAAAAUUGGACAUCUGGAAGACCUUCAAGGCUCACAAGCAAUUACUGGCCUUGAGUAGCGACGUUUUCGAAGCCAUGUUCUACGGUCAGCUUGCCGAAAAGGACACCGUGGUCAUCACGGACCUCCACCCUGAUGGAUUCUAUGGCCUUCUGAAGUACGUGUACGCGGGACAGGCCAGGAUCGAAAAUUGUUUUGAAGCCUUGCACACAAAGGCCGCAGCGGGGAAAUAUCUCCUCGGAGAGCUGGAAACUGCGUGUCUUGCCUACAUUCGCGAGCACGUCGACGCCAAAGAGGCGUGCCUCGUACUCGACUGUGCUUUCGUGAGCGGCUAUGGAUCGCUUGACGAAGUGGCAGAAGCAGUGCUCGUUAAGAAAGACGACACCGUGCUGUGUUCCACCGCAUUCCUCAACAGCCGUCCUGAGACGGUUCUUCUUGUUCUGGACAAGGUGACAAACGUUCGAGAGAAUUUAGUGAUUCGUGCGGCGCUAAGGUGGGCGCGAUCGUUGUGCAAGGCGGGUGCCACGGACCUCAAGACGACCGUUGCCGCCGUCCUGCCGAAGCUGAGGUUCUUGGCGCUGUCGUCGUCGGAAUUCGUGGAGUUGAUCACCUCCGAGAACGCGCAAGGGGCGAUGGAAAAGGACGACGCGUUCGCCAUUUUGUGCAACCUGAUCCACGAAGGGUGCACUGAGAUGCCGGAAUGGGCAUGCCGGGAGAACGUGCCACGCCGUCAGACUGGGGAAAACGACUUGCCAUACCCGUACAACAGAAAAAGGAGAGACUUGUACGACAUGGACAUCUCGUUCGGUGGCUCGCACGCUUGUUACUUUUACGAUCGAAGAAACUUUUGGUGAGAUCGGAAGUGAUUUCUCCACUCAAACGUAUACGUUAGGCGCGGGAGAUAUCCUCUUGAGCAACCAAUGUGCCUGUUUGAAUGAGAUGCGUUCUACAUUUAAAAGAAAACGUUUAACUGGUGACAGCAGAGUUCCGCAUUGUUGAGUCAUUGAAUUAUUUAUUAGUAAGAAAGAAAUGAAGUACCAAAUUUGAUGGUGUACAACUGCGCCCUAGAAACCGACGUCUAGAUUUCGCGCUGGUUUUGCGCGAGUUGUGCGAGAAGGGCUGUUCAAAUAAAACGCAGUUUUUUUCCCCUAUAACACAUACAUUCAUAGCAGAGGUUAGAGCAACGGCAGCAUCGUUUCGGAGCAACGUGUGGACUGUUUCGAUUCGAUCAUCGCGUAGUCCCCCUUCCCCCACUGCAGGGUACUACACCGGACGUGCGGCUGCUUAACCUCCCUGCCUUCUAUUCUCUCUCUCUCUCUCUCUCUCUCUCUCUCUCUCUCUCUCUCUCUCUCUCUCUCUCUCUCUCUCAUCGCGUAGUAAUCCGCGGCAGUUUACCAAAUUGGGCUACGUCGUUCGUUUUUUUGUUAAAGGGCAAGCAAUCUGCAAAUUUGGUGCUUAAUUCAAAGCCAGUAGUACAAUCGAUUCCCACCAUUUUUUCCGAAAAUACAGGCGGAUCUAAACAAGGAGGGUCUUCUCACAACUGUCACUGGUUUUAUUUUUGUUACUCUUUUAUACAACUGCAGUAUGUUUCGCUAAAAUAGAGACAAUGGUUGUUUAGAAUUAACAUUCGUUCGUCUCGCAGACGUUUGAAUGGAAAGAAUGUGUAGGCGGAAACCUUACUCUCUGCCAUUGUUCGUAAAAAGUUGUUCAUAUGCACAUUUGCCGAGAUGUCACAGGGCUGCAUAUCUUGUAAAAAAACGAAUUAAAGAUUGAUUUCGGUGA
Molecule: messenger RNA, 1891 nt
Organism: Dermacentor andersoni
Lineage: Eukaryota; Metazoa; Arthropoda; Arachnida; Ixodida; Ixodidae
Product: BTB/POZ domain-containing protein 6-B-like
Biological process (GO): neurogenesis
Cellular component (GO): cytosol
Molecular function (GO): protein binding
Source: RefSeq, a predicted model, not a curated record